GCUGUUUAUUUUCUCACUAUUCGCGUUGACUCAAAAUUGCUUAAUUAUAGAUAAUAUCUAAUAUUAACCUCCUAUUUAUAACUUGUACCGGAAUGAAAUUUAAUACGUAAUUAUUAAGCGGGAUAAGUAUAAUUUAUUUACCUACUUAAAUUGGCUCACUGCAAAAACUACGGUGAACCAACUCUACAUUAAGUAGAUCUUAAUAUGAUCAGUCAAAUGAUGUAAUUUGUAAUGAGAAUAUCAAAACAUUUACAUUCUAAUCCAAACAUUGUCUAACAGAACAUUCAACCGUACGACUCUGUCUGAGAAAAUUUAAUGUACGAAUCCAAAACAUUGGUUUCAACGUAAACUGUUCACAUUGUCUGCCUUUAAAAUGGUGUAACAUCGUUCCCACAGUCCAGAUGCAAAAUGGCGGUCAUAGAGAAUCAUCAUUUAUUCCUGACCUUAUUGGUCUUUUCUAUAUCUAUUGUUUAUGGUCUAAAACCAGAGACAAUCCUCCGACAUAACGAAAUGUGCAAGAAGUUCGCCGUCGAUCCAUAUUUCGAGACAGAAAUGGUCGUGGGCAAACCCUGGCGGAUCUACUAUACGUGGAACAUGAAGCUGGAGAAUAAGUGCCUGGAUAUGGUCUUCAAGAAUGCUACUCCAAGGAUCAUCCAGCGCAUCUGGAACGACAUGUACGAGUACUUGGAGCAGCAGCCAGCAUGGGACGCCGCGACCUUGCACGCCACCAUGGGGCGAGCGCGCCAUGAGAUCCUGAUGUUUGCGGAGCAGGGCCCUGCUGGAAGCUUCACAGCUGUGCCUAAUGUCAUACGAGAUGGCAACAUAUCACCCACCAGGUCAGCAGUGCCGCUCCUCAAAUUCCAGCUCAAACUCGUCCGCAACGGCAAGUUCCUGAUCAUGAUGGACUGUCAAAUGGGAGUGUCAUCGCUGUCAGCGCGUUCUGACCAUCCGCCGUACCGUUCUGAGAUCCUGGCUGCCACUGCGCAUCUAGAUCUUGGAGACGGCUUCCCAUCCUGCGUCAGCGAUAAGAACAAGGACGAACGGUUUUUGGUGAAAUAAAUGUGAUAUGAGCGGAG
Ostrinia nubilalis (European corn borer) is the source of this 1076-nucleotide messenger RNA. RefSeq lists its product as uncharacterized. Lineage: Eukaryota; Metazoa; Arthropoda; Insecta; Lepidoptera; Crambidae. The record is from RefSeq and is a predicted model, not a curated record. The transcript has 3 exons. Bases 409 to 1059 code for a protein of 216 amino acids.